GUCAUGUGUAUGAAAGCCUUUACUUCUUCUUUACGAUUACAUUCAAGGAAAAAAGUCAAUAAAGAAUUACCCUUGAAGACUACUCCAUUAUGUGCCAAUUGUUCAAGAAGUAUAUCAACUACUACAGCCAAAUCUACCAACUUGGACAAAGUCAACAAAAGACCUGACAGUAUUCCACCUUUAUCACAACAACUUGACCAACAAAGUAAGCAUUCAUUCAAUUCUUCUUCAGAACCAUCUUCAGUCAAUGUAUCGUCUUCUUCAACACAUAUACCUUCACCUCCUCCAGCCAACCCUACUGCAGCUUUUCAGGAUCUUCUUGGUCUCAAUAAUGACUCCAAUCGUGAUUUGGAAAACACUUUUUAUCAACGGGAACUUCCAGCAACAUUAGUUCGUUUUUCUUCUGAUAAGGGCAAGUCUCUGUUUAGAGAAUCUAUGGAAUUGGGUUUUGCUGAAGCAUUCUUUCCUCUAACUGGUAACUUUACAACUCAAUCGGAACCUGCUUAUUGUGGUCCUAGCUCUUUGGCUAUGGUGCUGAAUGCUUUAGAAGUGGAUCCUAAGAGAAAGUGGAAAGGAAACUGGCGCUGGUAUUCUGAUGAACUCUUGGAUUGUUGUUUGUCUAAAGAAGAAAUGAAAAUAAAUGGGAUUACUUUUGACAAGUUUGCCUGUCUUGCCAAGUGUCAUAGUGAAGUGAUAGCCAAACGAGCUCCAACAUUUAGCUUUGAUGAAUUUCAAAAAGAUGUGAUCGAUGUGACAGCACGUUCAGACAAGUUUUUGGUUGUAUCAUUUUCUCGAAAAACACUUGGUCAAACUGGGGAUGGACAUUUCUCUCCUAUUGGUGCUUACAACCCUGAUAGCAAGAUGGUAUUGGUUCUGGAUACUGCUCGAUACAAAUACCCUAGUUAUUGGUGUCCUAUUGAUACUUUAUAUGAAUCUAUGAAUCCCGUGGAUAAGGAAACCGGUCGACCUCGUGGUUACUUUUUGAUCAGUUACGACAUAGAACAUCCUCCUGUCCGUCUUUGCAAUCCCACUCAACAAAACAAUAAAACAACAUCAACAGGAUUACAGUCAUCAUCAUCAUCCAUCGUCCCUACUUUACUGAAUUGGUCUACCAUUGCUCAAACAUUCUGUAAACGUAUACCUGAAAAUAUGUGGUUGGAAAAGCCAAGAUCAUUAGAACAUGCAAUUCAAGUGGUCCUUCGUAAUGUUCCUCCUGAAUUCACUCGGAUUUUGGCCAGUCAAUCUAUGGCAUCGUCAAAGGCCUAUUCAGAACAACAGCACCAACCCGAUCAAGCCAAAAAUUACAUUCGACUUCUUUUGCAAGAUACGACAAAAUCUCCUCUGUAUCCAAUUGUGUUCAAAACUCUUUACCCAAGUCAACCAUCACCACCAUUGAUUGAUAAUAAUGGAGACCAACAAGUAGAUCAACAUGCUGCUUUUGCAACUCUCUUUAUCUUAGGAUCACCACGCAUGUUGUACAGCUCACUUCCUCGUGAUUUGCAAGACACAUUAAUAGGCUACCGACAAGAAGAAUAUAUGACAGAUGUGGUGAAAAGAGAAGUGGAUCGUAUAUCUCAAGAAGUCAAGGAACUGACCAAGGCAUUCUGUACCUGUGGACCUGGAUGGACAAAAGAAGAAAAUCCUCCUUCUUGUUGUUAAUUAGUUAGCUAGUUAGCUUUACUUAUGAUGAAUUAGACCAUUUGUUCCUUCGAUUCCACCCUUUAUUAUUUAUACUAUAACAUUUUUUUUUUUUUUUUAGAUCUGCAUAUGAUAUCAUUAUCUUUUUUUUUUUAUUGUUGUAAACAAAUCAUCCUUAAUAAAGAACCCAAAAUGAGAAAAUCUAAUUUUUUUUUUAUUCCAUGUAUUUGUGUUCAUAUCAACAUUACUUGCAAUAAGAAUAUAAGAUUGUUUAUGUACGCUUGGUUAUAUACUUUUUUUUUCCCAUCAUAAAAUAUGUUAAAGAGCAUGAUGAUGAUGAUAAUGAUGA
Halteromyces radiatus is the source of this 1987-nucleotide messenger RNA. Its product is annotated as Phytochelatin synthase-domain-containing protein. The transcript is spliced from 3 exons. Gene Ontology annotation, biological process: phytochelatin biosynthetic process; response to metal ion; cellular detoxification of cadmium ion. The record is from RefSeq and is a predicted model, not a curated record. Gene Ontology annotation, molecular function: glutathione gamma-glutamylcysteinyltransferase activity; metal ion binding. The coding region runs from base 4 to 1659 and encodes 551 amino acids. Lineage: Eukaryota; Fungi; Mucoromycota; Mucoromycetes; Mucorales; Cunninghamellaceae.